Molecule: messenger RNA, 1151 nt
Organism: Leptonychotes weddellii (Weddell seal)
Lineage: Eukaryota; Metazoa; Chordata; Mammalia; Carnivora; Phocidae
Source: RefSeq, a predicted model, not a curated record
GACAGGUCUGAUUAUGUUUUUCGAGUCAAGAUUUCAAUUGUAUUUCCUUUCAUUAUAAAGCUGGCGUAACGAAGUUAAAGAAUUCCUGGAGAAUUACGAAGUUGUUAUUCUCCCCACCACCUACAUGGCAGAUUUGAGGAUAUUUUGAUAGAUAAAAUGAUGAGAUGCUAGCUAAUUUGUCCUGAAAAAACUAGUCACCGUGUGGACCAACCCAGUCUUACUUAGGAAGAGGUAAACCAAGAUUUCAUUUUCAAGAUGGAAAACCCAUCCGACUCAGCUGUGAUUCUACCUAGCACUCCACGGGCCUGCGCCAAUCCACCAUCUCCCCGUACAAGUAGCACAAGAAAACAACCUAUGAGUGCAACACUUAGAGAACGAUUGAGGAAAACUAGAUCUUCAUUUAAUUCCUGUUACAGUGUGGUGAAACGUCUUAAAGUAGAGAAUGAAGAAAAUGAUCAGACUUUUCCUGAGAAACCAGCAUCUUCAACAGAAGAAAACUGUUUGGAACUUCAAGAAAGUUUUAAACACAUAGAUGGUGAAUUCAAAGAAAGUACAUAUUUGAAAAAUACCUUCAAGAAUAUCAGUGCAUGUGAAUCUAAAUCUCUUGAUACUGAGUCAUGCAGUGAUCUCCAAAGUGACUUUGUGAAUGAGGAUCUUCCCAAACAAGGAUUAAGUGAAGAAAGAGCAAAAUUGGUGAAGCAGAUUGAGGAGAAAGAAGACUUUCUUCGGAGGCUAAAACUGGUCAAAAUGUAUAGAUCAAAGAAUGAUCUGUCUCAGUUACAGGUGUUAAUACAGAAGUGGAGAAGCUGUAGCCAGAUGUUGCUUUAUGAGUUGCAGUCAGCUAUGUCUGAGGAGAACAACAAACUCAGCCUUACUCAGUUGAUAGACCACUGUGGGUUAGAUGAUAAAUUGCUACACUAUAACAGAAAUGAAGAAGAAUUUAUCGGUGUUUAAUUCAUAAUUUUUUCUCCAGAAUAUUUUUGAGAAUGACAACUUAAAAGAUAAUACAUUUUAAAAGGAAGGUAGAAACCAUUAGGGCCUAGAGAAAGGUAUCUUGAUGAACAUCAAUUUAGGGUACUCUGUUAUAUAAAUAUAAAAUAAGUUCUAAAAUGAAAAUUUAGUAUUUUGGAUAAAUUUGCCAAAGAAAACUU